UAAAUAUAGCAUAAUCUUUGUGAGGCCCGAUCAGUUCUGGCUUCAAGACGCCGAGGUUUUUUCAUUGCUACCUCCUCCUCUUCCUCCGCCUGCAUUACCAUUGCUGCUGGUUGUUGGAUUCUCGUUGCUCUGAACGAUGGGAGAAGUAGGUCCUGCAAUCGCCAAGGACGUCGCUGAAUUGAUUGGUAACACCCCGUUGGUGUACCUAAACAAUGUUACGACCGGCUGCGUGGCGCGUAUUGCUGCUAAGUUAGAGAUGAUGGAACCCUGCUCCAGCGUCAAAGACAGGAUUGGAUAUAGCAUGAUUACCGAUGCAGAGGAGAAAGGACUUAUCUCGCCAGGAAAGAGCAUCCUGAUUGAACCUACUAGUGGUAAUACCGGCAUAGCGUUGGCCUUCAUGGCAGCUGCAAAGGGUUAUAGGCUCAUACUUACAAUGCCGGCCUCUAUGAGCCUUGAGAGAAGGAUGGUUCUCAAAGCUUUUGGUGCCGAAUUGGUCCUCACGGAUCCAACUUUGGGCAUCAAAGGUGCUGUUCAGAAGGCAGAAGAGUUGGCUGCAAAGACUCCCAAUUCAUACAUCCUUCAGCAGUUUGAAAAUCCUACUAACCCAAAGAUUCAUUAUGAGACAACUGGACCGGAGAUCUGGAAGGGAACUGGGGGCAAAAUUGAUGCCCUUGUGUCUGGUAUUGGUACAGGGGGUACGAUUACUGGAUCAGGAAGAUACCUUAAAGAGCAAAAUCCUGAAGUCAGGCUAUAUGGUGUGGAACCAGCUGAAAGUGCAGUUUUAUCUGGAGGAAAACCUGGUCCACAUAAAAUCCAGGGUAUAGGAGCUGGAUUUAUUCCUGGUGUUUUGGAUGUCAAUCUCAUUGAUGAAGUUAUCCAAGUCUCAAGUGAUGAAGCUAUUGAAACGGCAAAGCUUCUAGCCUUGAAAGAAGGGUUGUUGGUUGGAAUAUCAUCUGGAGCUGCUGCAGCUGCUGCUAUUAAGAUUGCACAGAGACCAGAAAAUGAGGGGAAACUCAUAGUUGUUGUUUUCCCAAGCUUUGGUGAGCGUUAUCUUUCGACACCCCUCUUCCAAUCGAUAAAGAAAGAAGCUGAGAGCAUGGAUUUUGAACCCCGACGGUGAUCUUUUGCUGUCAUCAUUGUGGAAUUUCCAUCUCAAUAAUUUCAUGAGAGUGAUUUUACGAAAGGUUCUUGCAUGGAUGGUUGUACCAGAAUAAAAGUAUGAGCGGACGAAUUCAAGACCGGGCCUCAGACAAUGAAAUGAAGGAUUUACUGCAAUUUCCUUGACUUUGUUGGUACGCAAUAAGGCACUUGCUUUACCUGCCUUGGUUAAUUGGCCAUAGUAUUUCAAUUGUAAGGGCACUAGAAGUGCAUAAAUUUGCCAGUAAAAUCUAUCAUUACUUACUAUUAUUUGGCAUAUGCAAUGAGCUUGAUG
Phoenix dactylifera (date palm) is the source of this 1432-nucleotide messenger RNA. Its product is annotated as cysteine synthase. NCBI's taxonomy places the organism in Eukaryota, Viridiplantae, Streptophyta, Magnoliopsida, Arecales, Arecaceae. The record is from RefSeq and is a predicted model, not a curated record. Gene Ontology annotation, molecular function: cysteine synthase activity.